GCGGCUCCCUCCCCAGGUACCAUGUCCACGCGGCGGCUCCGCAGCGAGGACUACAACGACUACAGCUCCACGGACGUCACACCAGAGGGGAGCCCGCCGGGGGGCAUGAAUGGUUUUGGCCAUCCUGAGUCCUACCAGCGCUUUGGGGAGACCAGCGGGACGACAUGGUACCAGACCUUGAUCCACCUCUUGAAGGGGAAUCUCGGCACAGGCCUGCUGGGGCUGCCCCUGGCCGUGAAGAACGCGGGCAUCUUGUUAGGGCCUCUGAGCCUGUUCGUGAUGGGAGUCGUCGCUGUGCACUGCAUGAGCAUCCUGGUGAAAUGUGCUCAUCACUUCUGCUACAGAUUCCAGAAGCAGUUUGUGGACUACGGGGGUGCCGUGAUGUAUGGCCUGGAGUCAACUCCUAGUGCUUGGCUUCGGACACAUGCCAUCUGGGGAAGGCGUGUAGUGGGACUUUUCCUGAUCCUCACUCAGCUGGGUUUCUGCUGCGUAUACUUCGUCUUUCUAGCUGAUAAUCUGAAACAGGUCGUAUCUACAGCAAAUGGUACCACCAAUGACUGCAGCUCAAACAAAACUGUGGCCGUGACCCCCACGAUGGACUCCCGGCUCUACAUGGUUUCUCUGCUGCCGUUUGUGGUGCUGCUCACAUUUAUCCAGAACCUCAAGGUCCUGUCUAUCUUCUCCAUGCUGGCCAAUGUGGCCAUGCUUGGCAGCCUCAUCGUGAUCUACCAGUACAUCGUCAGGGGCAUUCCCGAUCCCAGUGACCUGCCUCUAGCAGCAGCCUGGAAGACCUACCCCCUGUUUUUUGGCACUGCAAUCUUUGCUUUUGAAGGCAUUGGAGUGGUGUUACCUCUGGAAAACAAAAUGAAGAAUCCCCAGCGCUUCCCGGUGAUCCUCUACGUGGGGAUGACGAUCGUCACGGUCUUGUACGUUAGCCUGGGCGUCCUGGGGUACCUGCGCUUCGGAGCAGAAAUCCAGGCCAGCAUAACACUCAACUUGCCCAACUGCUGGUUAUACCAAGCCGUGAAGCUGCUCUUCUCCUUCGGGAUUUUCUUCACGUACGCCGUGCAGUUCUACGUGCCCGCCGAGAUCAUCAUCCCUCCUGUCAUUGCACGAGUCUCGGAGCGCUGGGCGUUGCUGGUCAACCUGCUCCUCCGGACGGCCCUGGUUGGCAUCACCUGCGUGCUGGCCAUCCUCAUCCCGCGCCUGGACAUUGUCAUCUCGCUGGUGGGCUCCGUGAGCAGCAGCGCGCUGGCUCUCAUCUUCCCCCCGCUCCUGGAGAUCGCCACCUUCUACGCCGAAGGACUGCACCCCGUUGUCAUCAUCAAGGAUGUUGUGAUCAGCCUCUUCGGCUUCGUGGGCUUUGUGGUCGGGACCUACGAGGCGCUGGUGGAGCUGGCUACUCCCUCCGUGGUUGUGAAUGCCACCAGCACCUCCGUGCAGUGAC
Messenger RNA from Tinamus guttatus (white-throated tinamou), 1447 nucleotides. RefSeq names its product proton-coupled amino acid transporter 1. The record is from RefSeq and is a predicted model, not a curated record. Gene Ontology annotation, molecular function: L-proline transmembrane transporter activity; glycine transmembrane transporter activity; L-alanine transmembrane transporter activity. NCBI's taxonomy places the organism in Eukaryota, Metazoa, Chordata, Aves, Tinamiformes, Tinamidae. Gene Ontology annotation, biological process: glycine transport; proton transmembrane transport; L-alanine transport. Gene Ontology annotation, cellular component: vacuolar membrane.